AUGCAUAUUUCCUCAACGACCCUCGUAUCGGCUUUAUUGUUAGCUGCGAGUAACGUAGCUGCUCAACAGUUUACUACUACCUACCCUUGGGCUAAUGGUGAUACCGUAGUUUUAUCGACUGGUACCAACGCCUUGGGAGUAGCUACCACGCGUACUAUUCAAACUCUCACCGGAACAGCUACCACCACUGCUAGAACUACCGCUACUACCACUACUGCUGCCGACGAUGAUGAUGACGACGAGGAGACUACUACUACUACGGGGAAAACUACUACCACACAACGAGUCGUUGGCAAUACCCCCACAACUACCGCCGCACCUAUGCGAACUACCACCUACUGGCUGGAUCCAGGAGAUGGAGUUUACACAGUUUACACCUGGACUGCACCUACCACAGCUUUACCUACAGUAGCUACCGCCAACGUGCCAGCCGGUACCAUCCAAGACUACAACGAGUACCAAUCUGCCGUCAACUCGGUCGUGCUUGAGUCUGCGGAAGCGGCAGUAGCCAAUGGAUCCUCAAGUGGUGGUUUGCCAAGAAGACAGAUUGUAGGUAUGGACGCGUUGACGGGUGCUUGGACGACUAUGGUCUUGGGUGCUGUUGGCGCUGGUAUAGGUGUAUUCAUGCUUUAA
This is a messenger RNA of Kwoniella botswanensis, 633 nucleotides long. RefSeq lists its product as uncharacterized. The transcript has 4 exons. NCBI's taxonomy places the organism in Eukaryota, Fungi, Basidiomycota, Tremellomycetes, Tremellales, Cryptococcaceae. The record is from RefSeq and is a predicted model, not a curated record. The coding region runs from base 1 to 633 and encodes 210 amino acids.